AUGCGUGAACGUUCCAUUUUUUCUGUAGCCAGAAGUCUGGGACGAGAUAACGAAUCCAAUAUGGCGGCCAAGCCGAAUUGUUUGAUAGUUUGUAGCUCUGCAACUCAAGGUAGGGAUAUUGUUUAUUCCUGACUCGUCAGAUAAUAAAAUGUAAAGAAUCUAAUAAGUAUAAUUCUUUUGGUCUUCAAUAGAUUAUACUUGCGAAAGCACAGUCCUGAAACUUGGUUCUGGUAUAUUGGUACUGUCAGAAAACAUAAUUUUCCAUAGCAUUAAUAUCUUAAUUUGUUUAAGAUGUCAUAACUGUAUAAUCUAUACAUUGUUUGGUCUUUGUUUUUGUUUUCAUUUACACCAGGAUAUGAACCCCAAGUUGGAGAGUGUAAAUAAAAUAUCACAAGGUUUUUAUCUGUCAAAUAAGGAUGUUUCCUUUGAACAUUUAAUAAGCUUAAUUUUUUGCAUUUUAUACCCUUUAGGUGUCUCUGCUCAAUCUUUCAUUCACGCAUUUACACUGACACAUUCUGUGUUCAAUGUACAGAUUGCAACACCUAAGGUAGGAAAAUCAAGCUUUCAAAUCCAUCCAAUCCUCAGUUUAGAUUAAACUUGAAGCAAUUCCCCAAAAUAGAUAAGCAUAGGGAAGGUGUGAUACAGUACAUCAUAGUUAGUAGUGGGGACUACUAACUAUGAUUUCAUGUAGAUAAGAUCAUAUUAAGCGUAUUUAUUGAGGACUAGAGAGAAUAGAGGAGUCAAUGCAGCGGUGUUACCAGUGUGCAAAUGCCUGUCCCACCCCUCCCUAUUUAAAAGUGAGUAAUGCUUAUACCCCUCAGAAAUUUAAUGACCAUUACAUGCCAAAAAAAGAGCUGGCUCAUGCUUUGAAAGUUUACAAUAAUGAGUGUCUGUGAGUUCCUGUAGAUGGUCUUUCAGGAUAGAUGCUAGUCUCUUGCAAAAUUGUUAUUCAGAAAAUGUUUCUUUGUAACUUAGGUGCUUGCACAUGUGUCUGAAAAAACCUCCAAACGAGCAACUAGUGAUCUGGUAGUUUAGAAUGUGUAACAUUUAAAUUAUUUGUCACAGACCUUUACAGUGUCCAGUAUAGUCAGUGUGAUUCCUGAUCCUUAAGGCUAGCCUUUUGUAAUGCAGCAAUAAAUACGAUAAAAAAUUCAGUUAUUUAGCAUUGCUUGUUUAUUGGAAUCCUAGGGCCAGCAAAUAGACUUUGUGAAGUCUGAUGAAAACAGCAGAAAGUGGUUAAAUGAGUUUAGAACAAAACCAUUCUCAGUUCCAGGAAAACUUGAAGAUGUUGAUGGUAAAAAGAGUUUAGAUGAUUUGCAGAAUAUUUCAGUGUGGGAGUAAUGGAAACCCCUAACGGAUUGUUUCUGGCUGGAACUAUCUGUCUGUUGGAUGAGAGAUAAUGAAAAUUUUUUUCUUUAAGGGUUUGCACAGUCUUGAAAAGUCCUUGAAUUUAAGGUGGAAUCCUUGAAAAGUCCUUGAAUUUAAGGUGGAAUCCUUGAAAAGUCCUUGAAUUUUCUUCAACUUUGAAUGUAGUGGCCUGGAAAGUGUUUUUUAAAUGCUUUUUGGUUGUCCAAGAUCCCAGCGGGGGGGGGGGGGGGGCCCCCUGGGGGGUACUCCCAUACAUUACCUAUACAGGUAUGUGCGGCCCAAUGGGGUCAUGAUUUUGAAGCUCCUGAUUUAGAACGGGGUAUCCAUUUCAGAGGCAUUUUCCAGAACGGGGUAUAAUAUUUCCAAUGCACGAAAGCUCCACUUUUGUAAGCAUCCAUUUGAAAUUAUUCAAGGACAGAUUACUUUUAAAAAUAUGGUUCAAUGCGUUAACAAGCAAACUGUUGUACUCUUUGCACCUUAGAAUGGAGUAUAAAACAUUGGCCCAUUUCUAGAACGGGGUAUCAGUUUUAGGGCGAAUUCUAGAAUGGGGUAUCAAUUUUAGGGGAAAUUUUUUUUAGAUCGGGGUGCCAAUUUGGAGUCCCGGGCAGCACAUACCCACCCAAAAAAUACCCAAGUGCCCCCCCUCCGGGUCCAAGAUAUAAUAUGAAUCAUAGCUUAGAGAAUUUAAAGGUGAUUUACAUAAAGAGUUUUUUGUUUAUAUGCAAGAAUUAACUGUCAAUUGAAGACAAGUGAACUGAAAAGAAGUUGGUAGAUCAAGCAGUUUAAGCCUUUAAAGUCCUGUUUGCUUGGACUGGGAAUGUGCAUUUUUGUACUGUGAAAUUAUAUUCCUGGUAGGUGGUCCUUGAAAAUCGAAUGUGGCCCUUGAAAAGUCCUUAAGAAAUGGUUGCAAUUUUUGGUAUGAUCCCUGUCUUUAAGGAUAUGGUAAUAUGUUAUGACUGUAUUGUUAUUAAUAAUCUCAUGCAAAUGACUGACUCUUUCUUUGUUAACACAGUCAAAAAAAAUAUGUUUUUUCUCCUGUAGCUUCCAGGUAUGGUGCAGUAUUAAUACCAAGUGCUCCAGGAGCACUCUAUGACUUGGCUCAAGACAAUGAGUUGGCAAAACUUCUUAAUACAUUUGUCCAGGAAAAAAGUGAGUGCAUGCAGUUACUAGUCUAUUUCUCACAACAUGCUUGAGGGAAUCCAAGACAGUCUUGGAUUCUGGAUUCCAGAUUCCAGGCACUGAAUUCCAGAUUCUUGGUCAGUGGAACUUGGAUUCCAGACAUUUCCAGUCAUUGAUAGGAUUCUGUCCAUAUUCCUUGAGCUGUAAUGUGGAUUGUCUGCUGCCUGCUACAAUGUUUUUUUUAUUAUUAUUUAGAACCCAUCUGUGCUGUUGGACAUGGUGUUGCAGGGCUUUGUUCAGCGAGAAGAGAAGACAGAAAAUCUUGGAGUUUCAAGAGCUAUAGUUUGACAGGGGUAACCUUCAAAGUAUUCUAUGUUUAAUUUUUCUAAGUUUUAACUUUAUGUCAAUUAUUAUAAUGCUCAUAGUAACCACCCUGUCAACAUAUUUACUAUUAAAUAAAUAGGAUCAUUAAUACUAUUAUUUGGUUUCUGGGGAACUGCCCACCUACCCCUCCCCUAAGCCAACAUAAUUUGACACGUAUUAGGGCAAAAUCUUGGCUUAAGGGAGGGGUAAGUGGGCAGUUUCCCAGAAAGUAACCUAAAUUUAUCCAAUAAUUCAAUACAGUAAAACUGUUCACAAUAGACCAUUUUUGGACUGACGUCUUGUUAUGUUCAGCCCUCAGUAUUUGAAUCAGCUCGCUCUGCUGAUUUUUCAAGUCUCCCAUUAAUUGUUGAAGACUGGAUCAAAGAUAAUGGAGGCACAUACAGCGGUGAGGGUUUUUUCGUCAUAAAUAAAACCAUGUGACCUUGAAGUAACCAAUGAGAAUAUAUGCUGUUGGAAAAAACUGAGUAAAACAUUAGGAAUCAAGGCAUAAGGCUCAUCCAUGUACAACAAGCCUUUUCCAAGGGGAAAUCCAAACAUAAUUCCUAGAACUUCUCAAAGCUCAUCUCAAUCGUAGGAAUAUAAUAUUAUAACGUCCUCACUGUAUUUGAAGAACUUGAACCCAUUGACCUAAAGUUAGUUUACGUUUUACUUCUGGUAGUGUAUUAUGACAAAUCCAUGAUUAUGACCUUUUCAAUUAUUUUUUUUGUCCUUUUUUUUUCAGCCACUGAACCUGAUGGUAUGCAUGUCAUUAUUGACAGACAUCUCAUAACAGGACAAAAUGACACAUCAACACUAUCAGCUGUACAGAACCUCAUUCUUCUGUGCAAUGCAAGGUUAGAUUCCAAGUGUUAA
Molecule: messenger RNA, 3723 nt
Organism: Porites evermanni
Lineage: Eukaryota; Metazoa; Cnidaria; Anthozoa; Scleractinia; Poritidae
Source: the annotation of a GenBank genome assembly